AGCAUUUCCUUUCCAUUGAGCCGCCACCUUCUCACUGCUACGGACGUAUCUGACAUCGUCUCAAAUAAAAAAUAAAAAUGCCAGGAUUAUUGAGAACCGUCGCCAGCCGCGUCGCUCCCGUCAUGCGAGGACACACUGUGACCCAGACGGCGAAUUUGUACACAAGACCGGCGAAGGAGAAAAUCGGCACCUUUGAAACUGCAGUUGCAAUGGGACUGUUUUCUGCAGCCAUCCUGGGACCAUCUGGAUGGAUCCUGGCCCACCUGGAGGACUACAAGAAGAAGGAGUAACAUGGACUCUGAACUGUCUUAUCUGGUGCAUCCAGCCUCUGUCUCCUCCUGGGACCAUCAUCUUAAUGUUACACUGCAGCAAAAAAGUUUUACUUAUCACUCCUCUACCUCUAUGACAGCUCCAUGUCCCAGAUACCUAAACUUCAAAUAAAACGACGACUCUGAUCCUUCAAAUAUGUCAAUUGGGUUUUCAAUCUUCCCUCAUAAGGAGUGUUACAAAAUAAAUUUAAACUCAUGUUUC
This is a messenger RNA of Cyprinodon tularosa, 531 nucleotides long. Its product is annotated as cytochrome c oxidase subunit 8A, mitochondrial. The transcript has 2 exons. Gene Ontology annotation, cellular component: mitochondrion. The coding region runs from base 78 to 290 and encodes 70 amino acids. NCBI's taxonomy places the organism in Eukaryota, Metazoa, Chordata, Actinopteri, Cyprinodontiformes, Cyprinodontidae. The record is from RefSeq and is a predicted model, not a curated record. Gene Ontology annotation, biological process: mitochondrial electron transport, cytochrome c to oxygen.